Molecule: messenger RNA, 725 nt
Organism: Paramecium sonneborni
Lineage: Eukaryota; Ciliophora; Oligohymenophorea; Peniculida; Parameciidae
Source: the annotation of a GenBank genome assembly
AGAAUAAUUAACUGAUUAUUUAAUUUAAAUUUUAUGAAUUAUCCAGCAUGGGGAACAGUUAUGGGUUAACCUUUUGGUGUACCUGCUUAUUCUAAUACAUAUUUUGUAUUUGAUAGAAAUAAGAUUCAUGAAUACUAGAGUUAUUGGCCAAAAGAGGAAACUGGAUUAGCAACAGAUGUUUAUAUUGGAUUUAAGUAAAUCUCAAAUCUUAAAAAAGAUACCAAUGUGUCGAAUAUGCUAGAAGAUUUCUUACUUAAUAUUUUAAAGCUGCUUUUUAAGAUGUUCCACAUGCUCAUCAUAUUUGGGCUUUAGAAACUAUUGAAGAUUGCACUAAGGAAGAAGGAACAUUCCCAUUUAUUAAUUAUCCUAAUGGCUCUAAAGAGUUUUUUGUUUAUUAAAUUUUAGACCACCUAAACUUGGAGAUCUUAUUAUAUAUCCUUAUUCAAAAGAACAAAGAUUUGGUCAUGUUGCAGUUGUUAUUAAUGUUAAUUUACAAGAAAUGAUUGUUGAUAUUGCUGAAUAAAAUUAUGAAGAAGAAGGAUGGGAAUGUCCUCAAUAUGCAAGAAGAUUAGUUUUAUAAAUUGAAAAUGGAUCAUAUUUACUUACUAAUAAAAGAAUCGGGUAACUAUUUCAAAUUUUUAUCCUUUAGAAGGCCUUAUGACAAUUGGGACAUUAAUGAAUAAAUUUUAGGAUGGAAGAGAAUAGAUUUCAAUUCAAAAUUAUGA